AUGUCCGUGCCAUCCCGGCCAGUGCCGAGCUCAGAGCCUUCUUCGGUGGUCUGCCGGGAGCGUGCGCGGGCUGCGAAUUUUGCCGCAGUCAAAGCGACUGCUCAGUGCCAGCUAUGCCCCUUUGACAUUCUGAUUCUCAACUUUGAGGCUGGGUCCCAGGGGCCCGGACCGGAGUCUUCCGAAGGCCAGGUCCCAGAGAUGAUCGGCAGCUUCCACGCUCCUCCGAGACGAAAGGAGGCAGAGGAGCUGAGAGAUGGCUACUUUCCAAGGGAAGAGACAUCUGCGAACAAGCGGAUGAAAGAUGUGAUGCCUUGCUGCUGCAUUUCGAGUUUCAUGAGGCCGACCGCUGCUGCGGCUCAAGCCAGGCUAUGGGAGAAGGGCCGAAGACCGAAGCCGGCCAAGAAUGAAGUUCUCGGUGCUCUUCCUGGGUUGCUUGCGACUGGCAGUGGCCGAGGAGCCCGUAGCGGCCGCAUCCACAAGGGCAUCGGGACCAAGAUCGAUGUUGCAGUUGACCUCUUUGCAGCAGAGGACGAGCCUACUGAGCAUGCGCCCCAGCCACCGCGCCGCGAAGACCGCCUCCAAUUCGCGGGCACAAGCUUCACUUCAAGCGGCAGCGUGCAUGUGCCCCGGCUGGUGGGAGCCAUGCCUCGGCUUUCAUGCAAAGCUGAGGGUUCCGAACUGCGGGGCCCGAAAGAAUCGCACGGGGCGCUUUGCAAUCCACCGAAAGAGGUGGACAAGCAGUUGCUGGCUGAGAACACCUGGGUACGCACCGAUCCCAAAACGCAGAGGAAGGCGUCCAUGACGAUCAAGCUGGACCACGACUGA
This is a messenger RNA of Symbiodinium sp. CCMP2592, 825 nucleotides long. NCBI's taxonomy places the organism in Eukaryota, Dinophyceae, Suessiales, Symbiodiniaceae. The record is from the annotation of a GenBank genome assembly.